Molecule: messenger RNA, 1770 nt
Organism: Setaria italica (foxtail millet)
Lineage: Eukaryota; Viridiplantae; Streptophyta; Magnoliopsida; Poales; Poaceae
Exons: 3
Coding region: 1-1770 (589 amino acids)
Molecular function (GO): protein dimerization activity
Source: RefSeq, a predicted model, not a curated record
AUGAAGAGAGGCGGAGAUAUUGCAUCUCUUUUUCAGAAACAUGCAGCAAAGAAGGCAACAGCUGCUUCAAACACUAUCCCAUCUCCAGUUGAAACUUUUGUGGAAGAACAGAAUCAGGAGCAUGAUAGAGUGGUAGUUGAAGAAAUCGCGGAUCCUGUGCCCUUGCCUCCGCCACUGCAACCACCCACAUCACAGCCGCCGGUUUAUGACAUCAAUCGCCUUCCACAUGAUCCAGGUGAAAGGCAGCCCAUUGAAAGUUAUCAUGUUAAUGAUCAAGAUGCAAUUCGAAGAGCAUAUAUUAUUAAAGGUCGAUUCAAACCUGUUAAUCAUGAUUUUCCAUCAAGAAAAAUUGGAGGUAGGGAUCGCCAAUUCAAUUAUGUAUGGAUGUAUAAUCAUGAGUGGCUUGAAUAUAAUAUCAAGAAGGAUUCUGCGUUUUGCUUUAUAUGCUACUUGUUCAAGAAGGGUGCUGGGUCAAAUACAUUUAUUGUUGGAGGAUGGAAUAAUUGGAAUAUACGAAACAAAGCACUUCUCAAACAUAGUGGUUCUAUGGCACACAAUGCAGCUCAGGAGAGAUACAUUAGUUUUAUAAAUCCCAAGGUAGCAAUUGAUUAUCACAUUGAGAAGUGGACUGAUGAGGAUCUUCGUCUUUAUAAGAAAAGGUUGACAUAUUCACUUAGAUGUAUCAAGUUUCUUUUGCAUCAAGGAUUGGCAUUUCGUGGACCUGAUGAAAAUGAAGAAUCUAGCAACAGAGGAAAUUUCAUUGAACUUUUGAAGUUUCUUGCAGGAAAUAGUGAUGAAGUGAACAAGUAUGUCUUGAAUAAUGCUCCAGCUGAUGAGUCCAGUAACAUAUCACAUAAAGAACAACUAGCUCUUUGUUUACGUUAUGUUGAUAAACUUGGAAGGCCUUGUGAACACUUUAUUGGAGUUGUUCAUGUAGAUGAUACUACCUCUUUGUCACUUAAGGAAGCUAUUGAGGGUUUACUUAGAAGGGAUCAAGAUAUUCUUAAUGCAAUCUCCCUUGUUAAUGUGGCAAAGAACAAAAUGCAACAGUUAAGGUCUGAUGGUUGGGACCACUUCCUUGAGAGGGUCACUUCUUUUUGCAUUAAACAUGAUGUUGAAGUUCCUGCUAUGGAUGGUGAUUAUGUGCCGUAUGGAAAAUCAGCAAGGUAUGCCCGUGCUCGAAACCAAACAAAUGAUGAUCAUUUUAGAAGAGAAGUAUAUAUUGGUGUUAUUGAUCAAAUUAGGCAAGAGCUUGAUAAUCGGUUUGAUGAGAUCAAUAUGGAGCUACUUUCGUGUAUGUCAGCCUUCAGUCCUUCCAAUUCAUUUGCUUCGUUUGAUGCACAGAAGGUACGCAGAUUGGCUGAAUUUUAUACUAAGGACUUCUCUAACAAUGAUUUGCUAAAACUUGAAUUACAACUUGAUAAUUAUAUUGAUGACAUGCGACGAGAUGAUAGCUUCAAGGGUCUAGACAGCAUCGUUGAUCUCUCAGUUAAACUUGUUCAAACACGGAGGCACAAAGUGUAUGAUAUGGUUUACUUGCUUCUCAAAUUGAUAUUGCUUUUACCAGUGGCAACAGCGAGUGUUGAAAGGGUAUUUUCUGCCAUGGUUAAAGUGAAAACAAAGUCAAGGAAUAAGCUAAGUGACAGUGUUUUGGAUGAUUGUCUAGUCACAUUCAUUGAGCGGGAUAUUUUCUUCCAAGUGAAUGAAGAAGAUAUAAUCAAGACAUUCAUGUCAUUCAAAAAGCGGCGGGUAAACAAAGGAGACAAGUAA